AUGGACUUUAAUGUAUACGGUAAAGUUCGAAGUUUCGUUUUAUUCCUUGACUGUUCAUGUAGCGAAAACUACCCCCUUGGGCCUCCAAUCGUGCGCUUCAUCACGCCGAUCUACCACCUGAACGUGAGUCAGACUAGCGGCCAGGUGUGUCUCCGCUUCCUGGCUGAAGAUGAGUGGGUGGCAGGAGGAACCAUUGAACAGGUGCUGAACGCCUUGUUCUCUCUCCUCAUUCGGCCGGAAGAGGACAACGCCUUUGACCACGAUGUUCUCAACAACUAUCACCACUAUAAACAGUCGUACAAUUCUAAAGCUCGUAAUAGUGCUGAUAAGGCCAAGUAAA
Branchiostoma belcheri (Belcher's lancelet) is the source of this 340-nucleotide messenger RNA. RefSeq names its product ubiquitin-conjugating enzyme E2 K-like. The transcript has 3 exons. Lineage: Eukaryota; Metazoa; Chordata; Leptocardii; Amphioxiformes; Branchiostomatidae. The record is from RefSeq and is a predicted model, not a curated record. Bases 1 to 339 code for a protein of 112 amino acids.